This is a messenger RNA of Bactrocera latifrons, 1435 nucleotides long. RefSeq names its product endonuclease III-like protein 1 (gene Nthl1). The record is from RefSeq and is a predicted model, not a curated record. Gene Ontology annotation, molecular function: oxidized pyrimidine nucleobase lesion DNA N-glycosylase activity; DNA-(apurinic or apyrimidinic site) endonuclease activity; DNA binding. Lineage: Eukaryota; Metazoa; Arthropoda; Insecta; Diptera; Tephritidae. The transcript is spliced from 4 exons. Gene Ontology annotation, cellular component: nucleus. Gene Ontology annotation, biological process: base-excision repair; base-excision repair, AP site formation; nucleotide-excision repair. Bases 200 to 1309 code for a protein of 369 amino acids.
AAUCCUGCGAAGAUUGCAUUUGUAUAAUAAAUUGUUUUAGAACAUUGUGAAUCUAUCUAAUCGUAAAAAGAAGAAGAAGUGCAGAGCAAGUGCCUGUACAAGCGUACCUUAUAUUAUCACUGUGACCGAUGAACGCCUUCAAAUGACCGGGAAAACAAUUUGCUAUAUUCGCUCUAACGAAAACUGAAAAUUUUAUGCAAUGAGUGCAAAAGGUGUAACAACAAAAGCACUAGCGAAGAAACUAUCCCAAAAGGGCCGAGUUGUUCGAGGUGCUAAAGUUCAGGACAUCGAAGAUGCCGUAAAAUCACCAUUUUUCUCACCCGUCCAAACCAGACAWCAACGUAAAAACACCAAGAGCCAACUAAAAAGUUCGGAAGUGCCAGUCAAAUCGGAAAAAUCAACUUCCACCUCAGUGAUCAGAAAACCAAUUAAAGUAAAUGCUCUAACUAAUAGCAAUCAACUUCAAAGCGGUAAAAUUAAAGAAAAUGUCGCUGAAAUUAAAGAUGUGAAGUUGUAUUCGGAAGAAGCAAAUGCUAAAACGGAAAGUCAGMACAAAUGGGAACCGCAAAAUUGGCGUCUUAUUUUGGAAAAUAUUAGAGCUAUGCGUGCKGAUGCGGCAGCACCAGUAGACACAAUGGGAUGUCACAAAUGUUCCGAUGAUGAGGCAGAUGAAAAAACACAACGCUUCCAAAAGCUUGUGGCUCUUAUGCUUUCAAGUCAAACGAAAGAUGAAAUYACUUACGAAGCAAUGCGGCGGCUUAAAAGUAGUGGUUUAACACCACAAGCCAUGAUAGRCAUAGAAACAGGAAAACUUGAAGAACUAUUAAAACCAGUUUCAUUCUAUAAAAACAAAGCCAAAUAUUUGCAAUUAGCCUCGAGAGUGAUUGUAAAUAAAUACGACAGUGACAUUCCUGGCACUAGUAAAGAGCUCCAAACUUUGCCCGGUGUAGGACCAAAAAUGGCUCAUAUAUGCAUGGCAACGGCAUGGAAUCAAGUAACCGGUAUUGGCGUUGACGUGCAUGUACAUCGUAUAGCAAAUCGCCUUAAAUGGUUACCUAAACCUACAAAAGAACCUGAACAGACUCGUGAGGGACUGGAGUCGUGGCUUCCACGAGAMAUGUGGCAAGAUGUAAAUCAUUUGCUAGUUGGUUUUGGACAAACAGUUUGUAAAGCUUUGCGGCCGCAGUGUUCGGAAUGCUUAAAUCGUGAAAUAUGUCCAUCAUCAACGCAUAAAACUACAACUAAGAAAAAAAUCAAAACGGAAUCUGCAAAUAUUGCGACUAAAAUAUCAAAAUUGGAGAAUCCGUAAAUGUUUAAAGUGUAAAAAGUGCCAUAGAAUGGAAAGUAGGAUUAAAAUCAUAUAUUGUUUGGAAAACAUACUACUGCUUACURUAUAAUUAGAUAAAUAAAACAUUUAUAUAUUACACAGAAUCUA